Messenger RNA from Saccoglossus kowalevskii, 462 nucleotides. RefSeq lists its product as uncharacterized. The record is from RefSeq and is a predicted model, not a curated record. Lineage: Eukaryota; Metazoa; Hemichordata; Enteropneusta; Harrimaniidae.
AUGACGACUGCCGCAGUGCAUAUGACGACUGCCACAGUGCAUAUGACGACUGCUACAGUGUAUAUGACGACUGCUACAGUGCCUAUGACGACUGCCACAGUGCAGAUGACGACUUCUACAAUGCAGAUGGCGACAGUUACAGUACAUAUGACGACUGCUACAGUGCAGAUGACGACUGCCACAGUGCAUAUGACGACUACUAGAUGUGCGGAUGACUACUGCUGCAAUGCAGAUGAUGACUGCCACAGUGCGGAUGACUACUGCUGCAGUGCAGAUGAUGGUGCAGAUGAUGACUGCCACAGUGCAGAUGACGACUGUCACAGUGCAGAUGACGACUGCCACAGUGCAGAUGACGACUGCCACAGUGUGCAGAUGACUACUGCUGCAGUGCAGAUGAUGACUGCCACAGUGCAGAUAACUACUGCAACAGUGCAGAUGACGACUGCCACAGUGUGCAGAUGA